This is a messenger RNA of Chelonoidis abingdonii (Abingdon island giant tortoise), 1932 nucleotides long. Lineage: Eukaryota; Metazoa; Chordata; Testudines; Testudinidae. The record is from RefSeq and is a predicted model, not a curated record.
AUGGACCGACGCUUGACGCGUCGCUCUACCUCUCGGCACCGCUCCCGACGAAGUCCAUCGUACUGUCGGCGCACCCGAUCCCGGUCGACCUCCCGGCACCGUGCUGGUUGUAGGUCCUGCUCCCGAUCUCAGCACCGGUUCGACUCCCGGCACCGUUCUCCCGCACCGCCUGUCACCCAGCACCGGUCAUACGGCCUGUGCGCCCUGCCUUGGCCGUCGAGACACCCUUCAGGUUCCUCGCGGCCAGACAGUGCGCUCUAUGGAGAUGUGGACCAGGAUGAGGCAGUGGCGGGCACUUCGACCUCUGGCCCACCCCCCAUCGACCUUCGGGCUCACCAGGACCUGCUCCGCAGAGUGGCGUUGAGCAUCAACCUCCAGGCAGAGGAGGUUCCAGAGCAUGGCCGGGGCUCUGCCCUGCGCGAUGUCGCGAACCGCCUGCGGGUGCGAGCGCUGCGGGCUCGGGGGCUUGCUGGGGCAGGCCACCCCACGUCCUGUUGCAGCGCUGCUGAGAUCGCGGCGGUGCUGUUCUUCCAGGCCAUGCGCUACUGGGCCCGCCAGCCGGCGCACCCCAGCAAUGACUGCUUUGUCCUCUCCAAGGGCCAUGCUGCCCCCUUGCUCUAUGCCGCCUGGGCUGAGGCCAGCUUCCUCAAGGAGCCAGAGCUGCUGAAUCUGCGCAAGAUCAACAGUGACCUGGAGGGACACCCCACCCCAAGGCUGCCCUUUGUGGAUGUGGCCACGGGCUUGCUGGGGCAGGGCCUGGGCGUGGCCUGUGGGAUGGCCUACAGUGGCAAGUACUUCGACAGGGCCAGUGGGUGGAGCUGGGGUGUAGAAGAUGCGGAGAACUGGCACGGCAAGCCCAUGCCCAAGGACAAGGUGGAGUCCAUCAUCGGUGCCAUCCAGAGCCAGAUCCAGACCCACGAGGUGCUGGUGCCGCAGCCGCCCAUUGAGGACGUCCCACAGAUCAGCAUCGCAGGCAUCUGCAUGCCCUCGCCCUCUGAAUACACCACUGGGGACAAGGUGGCCACGCGGAAGGCCUACGGUGUGGCCCUGGCAAAGCUGGGUGCUGCCAGCGAGCAUGUGGUGGCCUUGGAUGGGGACACGAAGAACUCCACCUUCUCCGAGCUGUUCAAGCAGGCACACCCCGAGCGCUACAUUGAGUGCUACAUCGCCGAGCAGAACAUGGUCAGCGUGAUUCUGGGCUGCGCCGCCAGGGACCAGGCCGUGGUCUUCGCCAGCACCUUCGCUGCUUUCUUCACACGUGCCUUUGUCCACAUCCGCAUGGGCGCCAUCUCCCAGAGCAACCUCAACCUGUGCGGCUCCCACUGCGGGGUCUCCAUCGGGGAGGACGGCCCCUCGCAGAUGGCCCUGGAGGACAUUGCGAUGUUCCGAGCCAUUCCCGGCUGCACUGUCUUCUACCCCAGCGACGCCGUCUCCACGGAACGUGCCGUCUGCCUGGCUGCCAACACCAAGGGCAUCUGCUUCAUCCGGACCAGCCGCCCAGAGACCCCGGUCAUCUACCCGCCAGAGGAGACCUUUGAGAUCGGCCAGGCCAAGGUUGUGCACAAAAGCGACGCUGACAGGGUCACGGUGAUUGGAGCCGGGGUCACGCUGCAUGAGGCUCUGGCUGCUGCUCACGAGCUCGCCAAGCAAGGCACCCACAUCCGGGUCAUCGACCCCUUCACCAUCAAGCCCUUGGAUGCAGCCACCAUAGUCAACAGUGCCCAGGCUACCGGAGGGCGCAUCAUCACCGUGGAGGAUCAUUACACAGAGGGUGGGAUUGGGGAAGCCGUGGCUGGGGAGCCUGGCAUGGUACUCCAAAGCUUGGCUGUGUGCGGAGUGCCCCAGAGUGGCAAACCGGCUGAACUCCUGGACCUCUUUGGGAUCAGCACCAAGAGCAUCAUAGCAGCUGUGAAGAACACCUUUGCCAGCUAA